This is a messenger RNA of Amoebophrya sp. A120, 2961 nucleotides long. The record is from the annotation of a GenBank genome assembly. Lineage: Eukaryota; Dinophyceae; Syndiniales; Amoebophryaceae.
AGGCUUGUCUCAGCUAGUUUUCUACAACUUCAUACCACUAUACACGAACAAUAACUUACUUAAACUCCCUCUCCCGUAACUAGAGCUAGACUCUGUAGUUGCCCUGUACCACAGACACACACGCAUACACACUACGACAGACGGUCGUCAGAUAUCGAGAAGAUGAUGGCUCUUCGACUUCUCUGGGGCACUGCGGCUGGGCAUCAGCUUCUGAUGGCGCAAACAAACAUCACUGCAGUUCAGGCCGCCAACAUCCCUGGUGCUGGAGGUCGUGCAUCCUCGGGGCCGCGGGAGGACAAAAACGAGGGUAAGUUGUGGAAUGCACACCUGCAGGCCGGCUCGGAUUUCUUCUCGCUUGUUCGGGCGGAUGGUGAGGAUGAACCUGCGAUGUUUGGGUUUCAACGACUUAAUGAGGGACUAGCUUGGAUGUCGACGCAAGGACAUCAGGAGCUCACGCUAGUCACGGUCAGUCCUGAAGGCAAUGCUACCAAUACGAAAAUGCGUCAACAAGGUCCAGCAAAUCUAGGAAUGCUAAGCUGGAAAGUAGUGGACGAGGAGGAAGAACCGGAACAAACUACUGGCGCCGCGUCCGCCUCGGAGGAGCACGACCAGGAUGAGAGCACGAAGAAAGUAGACGGCAUCUUUGGAGGAGGUGCUGGAGCCGGAACGCCGUUGGGCCGCCACGCCGUCACGCAGGCCAAAUCUGGAACAAUGUCAAUCGGGAAAGUAGAGGAGCAAAAACCGGAAAAGCAGGAUAUUAAGAGCAAGAAGAAACAGGGCAUCUUUGGAGGCGGCUUCGCGAAAGGUUUUUUGGAGCCGAAGGCUGAAGCUCAACCGGCCGCCACCCCGUCGAAGGACAGAAAGCCCGAAUCUCAAAGAGAUGAAGAAGCUUCUGAAGCGGCUCGGGAAAACCAAGACCGCGUCGUACUAGAAAAAGAGGAGAGCGGGGGAGCUCCUGCUGAUUCGAAAAAGCACGGAUAUCCCGGGACCUCGGUGUGCACUGGCACGGGGAGCCAGGAGCCUGCAGCCACCAGCAAGUCCAAGCUAUUAGUGGGAGGUCGUGAACAAGACCAAGACGUGACGGCGCGCUUCAAUGAGAUCGAUGAGGACAUGAAGAUGUGGGAAAAAUUGAUGGCGGAUAUGGCGGAGUCUGAUAGUGAUGAUGAUGAGGGUGAUGGCGUCGCGGCCCUCGUGGAGAAGCUGAACAUGAUCCGGAGGAAGUACGUCCCGCUCGCCCUAGAAUCAUACUCUGGUGGCUCCGCGAGCGGUUUUUUGAAACCGAAGGCUAAAGGUAAACCGGCCGCCACGCCGUUGGAGGAGGAUCCCGAAUCUAAAAGAGAUGAAGGAGCUGAAGCGGCUCGGGAAAAGGAAGAUCGCGUUGUAGAAAAAGAGAAGAGCGGAGCUCCUGCUGAUUCGAAUCACGGAUGUAGUUCCGGGUCCCCGUCGUGCACUGGCACGGGGAGCCAGCGGCCUGCAGCCACCAACAAGUCCAAGCUAUUAGCGGGAGGUCGUGACGUGCCGACGAGCGUCGAUGAUUGGAUCUCGAAGCUUGCCAAAUUUGGCCCUCCAGGUCCAGAGCGUUUGGCGAUGGCGGAAAAACAACUGGAGGACAUGAUUGCAGAGCUGGAGCGGGACGGAGCCCUCAAGCCACGUGAAGAAGGUGGCAUCCCAGAUGAGCUACUCGAGUUGUAUGCUAGGCACGGAUUCGGGACUAAACCGGGAGAGCCGCAGUGGUCGCCCGAAAAAGUUGCACCCGAGGUGAACAAAUGGGCGGCGGAGUACGCCGACAGGGUCAUGCUCGCUCAAAAAAAAAAAUCAUCUGCUGGCCCUGGCACUGGCUCCGGAGGUUCUUCGUCCUCGCAUUCGCGCGGCCCCGCGGACGACCCAGCAGGACUCUCGGAAACUUUGAGAAAUCUCAGUCUCGAUAUGUUGGAUAAGAAGUAAAAAGCGAGGAGUUAAUAUUGCUGGGACAGUACGUAGGGCCUUGGUGGUGGAGAGCAGAUUCAUUUAGAAGAUACUGUCGAUCUCGCCUUUGAGAACGAAGUGUUGUGCUGGUCUCAGGAAGCAAGCAUAACAAGAAGAGAGGGGACUGAGUAAGAGAAAGAGGUAGGAGAACGAGAUGGACGGAACUCCAGGUCGUGGUAGAAACUGCACUAAAGAAAAAGCACUAACACAUCAAGAUGGCUGCUACUGCUAGCCUUAUAGAAGAAGCGAUGAACAAUACUUAGCUCGUGCGUCGUGUAUGAUUUGAUUCGAAUCGCAAGUAGGGGGAUAUUAACAUUACUUAGGUGGAAGAUAGGGACGCUACAUAAUAGACUUUACAGAAACACAAACAACUACUAACUAUCUCGAUACCGAGAAGCGAGACAUGGUAGCCAGGGCGACUAGGGUGUUUCUCUGUUGAAGAGGGUGACCGCAGUAGAGCUACUGAUGAAAAUUACUUUGUUUAAGUUUGGCUGGUCCUCAACAUAAAAGAUCGCACUUUGUACUCGAAGAAUUUCGCUUUAUCGUAUGGGUAUGAUCCUACCAGGGAUAGGGGAGCUGAUCUAGAAGAUUGCGACUAGUUCUUCUCAUAAAUCUAUAUUUCAGACUUUUUGAAGUCUUCGAAAACUACCUUUUGUUAUUCUCGCCUGUACGUAAUUGCCGCAGCUCCCUCUUGAAUUUGGAGUAUUUCCACGGAUGGUGGAAGGUGUAGCCACCUUCUGCUUCUUCUCCUUGGGCGCUACAGAUAUCAAACAGGAGCUGACAUCAAUUACUUUUUGAACAGAGAGAUUUUGGCCACAUCUGAAACUUGACGCAAGGGCUUUGCCCGCGUUGAAAAACUGGACCACUGCAGAUUAGCAAUUAUAAGCCGCAGCUCGACUCCGUGGAGUUGGAGCGCGCACUUUUGUGAUAAAAAAAAUGUGGCCGUGUGCCCUGUAGGCACGUAUUACUAGUGCGUGCAGAUAACAUACAAAAACA